Quercus lobata is the source of this 4281-nucleotide messenger RNA. RefSeq names its product Pentatricopeptide repeat (PPR) superfamily protein. The coding region runs from base 70 to 3891 and encodes 1273 amino acids. The record is from RefSeq and is a predicted model, not a curated record. The transcript has a single exon. Gene Ontology annotation, molecular function: mRNA binding; protein binding. NCBI's taxonomy places the organism in Eukaryota, Viridiplantae, Streptophyta, Magnoliopsida, Fagales, Fagaceae.
UGCAACUGAAAGCUUUCAGUUUCAGCGUUCACCUCAAUCUCUGCCCGGAAGCUAUGCAUCUCUUCGUAGAUGCAACCAAGAAUCACUACCAUCACCAUCAAAGCUCUCCACAAUCACAUGCUCCAAUUCCUCUCCACCUUCCACUCUCACAGGCCUCACAUCAAACAGGUUCGUUCUCUCUUCUCACUCUUCUUCACCAACCACCACUUCUCCACCACCACCACCGCCGCCACUUCUCUCACUGACCCACCUUCACAAUCAUCACCAACAACCCAAAAUAACAAUACCCACUUAGAUUUUUCUUCUAUAAACUUCACUGGCUUUGCACAGUCUGUCAUUCUCAAGUGUUCCCAUUUGUUGGAUAAGAACAAAGGCAACGACUUUUCUCAUGCCUCUCUGAAGGACCUCCUUUUAGAUUUAUCUGAUAUAGUACCCGAUACUGCUCGUAGAUUUUUGAGGGUCUCGGUGUUGAAACCCGAAAAUGUGCUUGAAAUAUUACUGGGUUUUCAGUAUGAGAGUGGGAAAGUUGGGAUUAAAGCUAGAAAGGUUGAGUCUUUGUGGGAAAUUUUCAAGUGGGCUAAUGAACAGGAUAAUGGUUUUAAGCAUCUCCCUCGGUCGUGUGAAGUCAUGGCCUUGUUGCUUGUCCAUGUGGGGAUGCUUAGGGAAGCUGAAUUCUUGCUUUGUAAAAUUGAAAGUCAAGGAAUUUCACUGGAUGGUCAUGAAAUUUUCGGUAAUUUGAUUGAAGCUUAUGUUGGUGAUGGUGAAUUAGAGAGAGCUAUUAUUGUGUAUGAUCGAAUGAGGGGGCAAGGUUUAGUGCCAUCCAUGAUGUGUCGUUGUGUUCUUCUUAAUCUUUUGGUUCGAAAGAAGAAAAUUCAAUUGGCGUAUCGAGUUUGUUGGGAUAUGUUGGAGAAUAAUGUUAAUUUGAGUGAUGAAGAGAAAGCUGGUUUUGAGAAUGUCAUUAGACUACUUUGUAGGGAUGGAAAGAUUCAAGAAGGAAGAAAUCUUGUCAAGAGGGCUGUGGUUUCUGGUUUGGAGCCUAGUAGCCUAGUUAUUAAUGAAAUUGCUCGUGGGUACUGUGAGAAGAAGGACUUUGAUGAUCUGCUGAGUUUCUUUGCUGAGAUGAAGUGUGCCCCAACUGUUAUUGCUGGUAAUAAGGUUAUACAUUGUGUAUGUAGCAAUUCUGGCACAGAAAGUGCGGACUUGUUUUUGCAAGAAUUGGAAGAUUUGGGUUUCAAUCCUGAUGAAAUAACCUUUGGGAUUUUGAUUGGUUGGAGUUGUCGUGAAGGGAAACUGAAAAAUGCCUUCGUCUAUAUGUCAGAAAUGUUGACUAAAUCCCUGAAACCUAAUAUAUGUUCCUAUAAUGCUCUUGUCAGUGGGGUUUUUAAGGAAGGCAUGUGGAAGCAUGCCCAGGACAUCCUUGAUGAAAUGGUGGAUCAGGGGACACCACCUAAUGCAUCAACUUUCAGAAUACUAUUAGCAGGAUUUUGUGAAGGUAGACAAUUUGAUGAAGUUAAAAAGAUAGUUUGCAAGAUGGCUAGCCAUGGUUUUACUCAGCUCUUUUCAUUGGAGGAUCCACUUUCCAAAGCAUUUAUGGUCUUGGGGUUCAAUCCAUCAACUGUGAGGUUGAAAAGGGACAAUGAUGCAGGAUUUUCUAAAACAGAGUUUCUCGAUAAUCUUGGGAAUGGUCUCUACUUAGAUACUGACCUGGAUGAGUAUGAUAAAACAGUCGCCAGGGUUCUUGAAGAUUCCAUGAUACCUGAUUUUAACUCACUAGUAAUGAAGCAAUGCAGUCAUGGAAAUUUUAGAGCUGCAUUGGAACUGGUAAAUGAAAUGAUUCGAUGGGGACAAGAAAUAUCUUUGCCUGUUUUCUCAGUGUUAGUUAAUGGGCUUUGUUCAUCCCGUUCCCAUAUCAAGACAGUCACUAAGCUGUUGAAGAAAAUGCCAGAGUUGGCUAAUCAGCUUGACCAAGAAACUCUCAAUUUGCUUGUCCAAGCAUACAGUAAGAAAGGAUUGACAAACGGUGGGAGGCUAAUAUUGGACGGGAUGCACCAACGGCAUUUAAAUGUGAAGAAUGAGGCCUACACUGCUCUAAUAAUGAGUUUAUGUAAGAAAGGGAAUUUGAAGGACCUUCAUAGUUGCUGGGAAAUUGCUCAAAGAAACAAAUGGUUACCAGGAUUGGAAGAUUGUAAAGCUCUUGUGGGGUGUCUUUGCCAGCGAGAAAUGCUUGUGGAAGCAUUACAGCUUCUUGAAUGUAUGCUAGUUUAUAACCAUCACUUAGGGUUUGAUAUUUUCUCUGCAUUCCUUGAAACACUUUGUGUUAGAGGUUUUACAGGAGUUGCACAUUUAUUGUUGGAUGAAAUUCUAAAGUAUGGUUGCAUCUUGGAUCACACAGCUUUUAGCCAUGUUGUAAGAGGGUUGUGUAAGGAGAAAAAGUUUUCAGUGGCCUUUAUGAUAUUGGACAAUAUGCUGGGUGAAAAUUUGGCUCCAUCUUGGGAUAUUUCUGUUUUAUUAAUUCCUGAGCUGUGCAGGGCUGGCAGAUAUGAGAAAGCCAUUGCCUUAAAAGAGAUUGGUUUAAGAAAGCAAUCUUCAUAUUCAUUUCCUUUACAUUGUGCGCUAAUGAAAGGGUUUUGUAUGACAGGCAACAUUCAAGAAGUAUCCUCUCUAUUCCAGGAUAUGUUUUUGAAGGGGCUACUUCCAGAUGCAGAAAUUUAUAACAUGCUGGUACAAGGGCAUUGUCAUGUGAAAAACAUGAGGAAAGUUGAGGAGCUACUUGGUAUUAUUAUAAGAAAAAAUUUAGGCCUCUCAAUCUCAAGUUACCGGAAUAUAGUGCGCUUGAUGUUUUUGGAGGGUAGGGUCCUUCAUGCAUUGAGUCUGAAGGAGCUUAUGCUUGGGCAUAGCAAGUCAAAUGACCUCAUCAUCUACAAUAUUUUGAUAUUCUCUCUUUUUGCAACAGGGAAUGGUUCACUUGUAAAUAAAAUAUUAGAUGAAUUGCAAGAGAAGAAACUGCAAGCCAAUGAAGUCACUUAUAAUUUUCUUGUGUAUGGAUUUUCUCAGUGUAAAGAUGUAUCGAGUACUGUGCACUGGCUGUCUAUGAUGAUUUCUAACGAAAUUAGGCCUAGUAAAUGGAGCUUGAGAGCAGUAAUUAGCAGCUUGUGUAAUGUUGGUGAGCUCGGAAAAGCCUUGCAGUUGAGUCAAGAAAUGGAAUCAAGAGGUUGGGUUCAUGGUUCAAGCAUCCAAAAUGCAAUUGUUGGGGGCCUUCUUUCCCAUGGUAAGCUUCAAGAAGCAGAAGAUCUGUUGGACAGGAUGGUAGAGAAAUGCCUAAUUCCUGACAAUAUCAAUUUUGACAAUCUAAUUAAGUGCUUUUGUCGGUAUGGGAGACUGAACAAAGCUGUUGAUCUUAUGAACACAAUGCUGAAGAAAGGAAAUGUUCCGAAUUCUACUAGUUAUGAUUCAGUAAUUCAAGGUUUUUGUACCCAAAAUACAUUGGAUGAAGCUAUGGAUUUUUAUACUGAAAUGUUGUGUAGGAAUCUUCAGCAGAGCAUUAACACUUCGGGCAUGCUCAUCCAUGCCUUCUGCCAAAAUGGUCGAACUGCAGAAGCUGAAGAUUUUCUAAUUUCUAUGCUUCAGGUUGGUGAAAGUCCAACAAGGGAGAUGUACUCCGCUGUAAUUAAUAGGUAUCGCUUAGAAGACAAUCUCAAGAAGGCAUCGGAGCUCAUGCAAGUGAUGCAACGAAGGGGUUAUGAACCAGACUUUGAGACACACUGGUCUCUUAUAAGCAAUUUAAGCAAUUUCAGUGACAAGGACAAUUGUGGCAGCAACCAGGGCUUUCUGUCAAGGCUUCUUGCUGUAAGUGGAUUUGCUGGGAAAGGGGGUUCCAACACCAAGGGGUAAUUCAGCAGACAUGAAACUGGGAUUUUUAGUGCUAUUCAUUUAUUUUUUAUGUUGUAAGUUGGUUGUCUAAAUUUUAAGAUUGCAUUCAGUGGUGCUGAUUCUCGGAUGUUUUCUGAGGCUAUUGCAAAGUAGGUGAUCAAGUUCGCCAGUCUUAAUUGAAAGCUUUAACUUAUAUUCAGACGUGAAUUUUCAUUUUUCCACUCCAUGUUAUGGCAAGAAUGAUCGGUUAUCAUGUCAAUUGGCUGAGUUUUUUCUGAGGUGGUCAGCUUUGGUGAGACCCCAAAAUCUGGACUCAUAAAAUAGUGCAGUAUAGUUUUGAAGCCUUCCUACAGCCAGUUGGCAUGGAACAGUGUAUUAUACUAAUUUUUUUAACAAAGACGGAAUUCUUCA